Athalia rosae (coleseed sawfly) is the source of this 2719-nucleotide messenger RNA. It is a transcript of the gene Tbc1d22, whose product is annotated as TBC1 domain family member 22B. Bases 193 to 2016 code for a protein of 607 amino acids. Lineage: Eukaryota; Metazoa; Arthropoda; Insecta; Hymenoptera; Athaliidae. Gene Ontology annotation, molecular function: GTPase activator activity. The record is from RefSeq and is a predicted model, not a curated record. Gene Ontology annotation, biological process: activation of GTPase activity. The transcript has 7 exons.
UUUGUCAGUUGGUCACCACCUCGACUAUCGCUUGAUCACAUUAAACACGACGACAAGUAGUACACACAUGUCAAAAACAGAUAUGAAAAAGUGCAAAUGUAAUUUAUAAAUACAGCGAAAUAUACAUGCAUUUAAACGCUAUGAUUUCUCUGUGAAACACUUUUCAAUAAGAACAUGAUCGCGGUGCGAUAAAUGGUAACGAUAAAUACUCGGAUUAAUGGAAUCAUUAUUAUUUAUGAAUUAGAAUAUCUGCUGCAUGAUACUGAUCCAAAACGAACUGUGCUAGCACACAAAUUAUCAAGUAUUUGUUCGAGUGGUAAUGAAUGGCAUCCGUUUUCUUGCCGCGGCCCGGCACAGAAAUUUGGGAUUUGGAAGUUAACGGGGUACCGGAGAAAUACAAUGGAGAAUCAAAAUCAUCAACGCCAACCACAUCCCAGCCACCAAUCGUUUUGGAGAAAAAAUGCACACGCAGUACCUGGACGGCCAAGUUUGAAGCAGGAGGUAAAGUCCGGUAGGAUAAGUCAUGCCGGUUCGACUCUAACGCCGGUCGGGCAAAAUGUGUUAGGCAACAGUGGGAGUGGUGUGACUUCUUUCAAAGAUUUUCAAGAGAGCGUUGACGAUGCUUGGGAUUCUGGUGACGAUGAGUUUUGCACCGUAUCCGACGUCAAGAUAUCCAAAAGAGUGAGUCACUCCGCAGCUCUGAGCGUUAUAAAUAGCCAUAGGACAGCAGGAGCCACUCAAAUAAAUUGCAAAGAUCAGCGACAGGAAAUAAUAUCGGAAGAGAAGAAAACAGAGGCUUUGCAAAGACUCGCCGUCCAGCCACUGAGGCUCAGAAAUGCUACUAUGAACACCCAGCAGCUACAGGGGAGUAACAACCAGAAUCAAAAUCUCGAAGAUCUGGAAGCAAGAAACAGUAACUCCCCGCAACAUAGGUCGCACCAAUUCCCCGGAAGACCGCAACCCCUGAGACAAAUGGGAGCUCCUCCGAAAUUCUUUGUACCUUCUAAGGAUCAAGAUGGAGAAAGCAAGGUUGACAAAUUCCAAUCGUUAUUGGAAACGGCCUUGUUGAAUCUGGACGAAUUGCGACAACUAUCGUGGUCAGGUGUCCCCUCUAAGCUGCGUUCCGUUACCUGGAGAUUAUUAUCCGAAUAUCUGCCCGCUAACUUGGAGCGCAGACGACAAGUCUUGGAACGAAAACGACUAGAUUAUUGGAAUUUAGUAAAACAAUACUACGAUACGGAGAGGGAUGAAGCGUUCCAAGACACGUAUCGCCAAAUACAUAUCGACAUACCAAGAAUGUCACCGCUAAUUACACUCUUUCAACAACCUACCGUUCAACUAAUAUUUGAAAGAAUACUCUACAUAUGGGCUAUCAGACAUCCUGCGUCCGGUUAUGUUCAGGGAAUGAACGACUUGGUGACACCGUUUUUCUUAGUCUUCCUUCAGGAGGCAGCGCCAGCUUCGGCUUGGCAAGACCUAGAAAAUUACGAAGUUGUUACUCUGCCCGAGGAUAGAAGACGAAUUAUAGAGGCAGAUAGCUUUUGGUGUCUGUCAAAAUUCCUCGAUGGAAUACAAGAUAACUACAUUUUCGCGCAGUUGGGAAUUCAGCAUAAAGUUAAUCAAUUAAAAGAGCUCAUACAGAGGAUCGACGGUCCGUUACAUCAGCACCUUCAUCAACACGGCGUUGAUUAUCUGCAGUUCUCGUUUAGGUGGAUGAAUAAUUUGUUGACCAGAGAGUUGCCUCUGCACUGUACAAUUCGUCUCUGGGAUACGUAUCUUGCGGAAUCCGAUAAAUUUGCAUCGUUUCAAUUGUACGUCUGUGCGGCGUUUCUUCUCCGUUGGAGACGACAUCUUUUACAACAGCCGGAUUUUCAGGGGUUGAUGUUGAUGUUGCAAAAUUUGCCUACACAAAAUUGGACUGAUUCAGAGAUCGGUGUUUUAGUUGCAGAAGCUUACAAGUUAAAGUUCACGUUCGCUGAUGCUCCUAAUCAUUUGCAAGCACACGACACCAGAUGACGACUUUUUUAUGCUUGAUCCCCUGGAAAAAAUAUUAAAACAAAAUGACCAAACAACGACGGCAUGACUUUCUUGCGAAUCCUUUCCAGUUCGAGUCAAAUUAUUCAUACAAAACGUGGUCUGUUACUGAUCGAUCGUAAGCGGAAAACGAAAAAACUGGAUGAUAUUUCAUAAUAUUCACUGCGUUAGAUGAUUAUUGUCGUAUUUACGACUGUAUUAUUUUCAUGGUGCUGCUAUUGCUCCUUUUAUAAAGAGUAAAGUUUUCCUCAUUGUUUUAUAUCGUAAUAAUUGUUCUUUGAAAAUCGUUGAGAAAGUAUAGGGUGUGCCCUUGAUAUUGACCAGACAAAAAAAAAAACAACGUUGAAUUAAAUCCGCGUUACAGUUGAAUCGUAUUCAAGUUUUAUUCGAAAUCUCAAAUCCAUAUUUCAGAAUAAAAAUAGAAUAGCCAAACUCUGAAAUAUUCUCCGUUCAUGCAGUUGGGGUGUCUGUCGAUUUAUGAAGGCAAUGUUGUAUACAUAUUCAGAAAAAAUGACUCCUCAGAUAACGGUCUUCGGUGUCAUUGUCGGGUGAAUAACACUACAUCGAGUAUAACGAUUAUAAUAAUUAACUGUAAAACCGCAAGCUGUCGCCUGUUCAUUUGUUAUCCUUAGAAUUGUUAUAUUUUUAACAGAAUACUUAUUAAUAAAAUACAUUUCUGGUAUAA